GGUUGUGGAUAGUUUAUAGAAAAAAGUUAUAAAUAGAACUGUCGCGCAUAAAAAACAACACAGUGGAAAGUUUUAUCCAAGCGUUUAGUUCAGUUGCAAACCCCGUCCCACAAACCAGCAACAUGUCGAAACUUAUCCGUUGGGGAAUCGCUUCUGCCGGCAAGAUCAGCGAGGACUUCGUCAUCGCCCUGAGUACCCUGCCCUCCAGCGACCACAAGGUCCAGGCUAUAGCUGCUCGAUCCCUGGAUCGGGCCCAGGAGUUCGCCACCAAGCACUCGAUCCCCAAGGCCCUCGGAAGCUACGAGGAACUGGCUAAGAGCGGCGAUGUCGAUGUUGUCUACAUUGGAACAUUGAACCCCCAGCACUACGAGGUGGCUGUGCUGAUGCUGAACAAUGGUAAACAUGUUCUCUGCGAGAAGCCUCUGGCCAUGAACAAGAAGCAGGUGGAGGGCAUCCUGGCUGCUGCCAAGGCCAACAAACGCUUCUUCAUGGAGGCCGUGUGGUCCCGAUUCUUCCCCUCAUACCAGCGCGUCAAGGAACUCAUCUCCGGCGGGCAACUUGGCCAAAUUAAGGAUGUGGAGGUCAACUUCGGCUUCCCAUUGGAACAUGUGGAUCGCCUGCAGAAACGCGAACUUGGAGGAGGUGUGGUCUACGACCUUGGAGUUUACACCAUCCAGGUUUCCCAGUGGGCUUUCCAGGAGAAGCCGGAGAAAAUCGAGUCGAAGGGAAGCCUCAAUGCUGAGGGCAUCGAUGAUGACGUGAGUGCCACUUUGACCUACAGCGGCGGACGUACCGCUCGCAUGCGCUUCUCGUCCAAGGAAAAACUGUCCAACACCGCCGUGAUCAAGGGCAGCAAAGGACAAGUUACCCUGAUUGACUUCUGGACGGCCAACAAGAUGAUCGACAUCGAUGGCCAGGAGAAGGAGUGGCUCCCGCCUAAAGGCAAGUUCCAGACCAACUACGCCAACUCCGAGGCCAUGAGAUACGAGGCGGAGUCAGUGCGCCAGUCCAUCGUCGCCGGGGAUGUGGAGAACAAGAACGUGACCUACGCCGACAGUUUGCUCUUCGCCGAGAUCGAGGAUACCAUCCGCAAGCAGAUCGGUGUGCUCAACAAGUUCGACGAGGAGUAAAGAUAAAUUGUAUAGCUAAACAUGUAAACGUAACAUAAAUAAUAAACAGAUAUUUUGUAAAAAUUG
This is a messenger RNA of Drosophila rhopaloa, 1196 nucleotides long. Its product is annotated as trans-1,2-dihydrobenzene-1,2-diol dehydrogenase. Lineage: Eukaryota; Metazoa; Arthropoda; Insecta; Diptera; Drosophilidae. Gene Ontology annotation, molecular function: nucleotide binding. The coding region runs from base 123 to 1130 and encodes 335 amino acids. The record is from RefSeq and is a predicted model, not a curated record. The transcript has 5 exons.